AUGCUUAAAAUAAACAAAAAUUUUGGUUUUGAACAAAGAAACUUGAAAAUGAUUUACGAUCAACCAAAUAAAAUUAGACAACAAACCGGAGGAGGGAACUGUGUUCCUGACCGAUACAACACAAUCAUCUCACCAGCUUAUACAACUAUCUACAAUUACAUAAACGAUUGCAAGUCUGUUUUUCCUAGAGAUGUUUCGACUGUGAUGCACGUUGAUAACGUGAAGAAGGAAGUUAUUAUCGCAAUGAUGAAGAUUGGACGACUACGAAGACUAAUUCGCCAUCAAAAGUCCGCUACGAAAAACUAUUCCUCAACAAAAUCUUGGAUCCUGAUCAUCACCAACAUCAGCACCUCCCCUCUUUUCCUCAAUCGCUACAGCACUCUACAACUUCAACAUCAACACCCCCUGCUCAUCUACCUAACACUAACUCCCAAAAUUGCCCCAUAUCAUCGUCCACCCACCAUCUACAUUUUGAAUGUCACUAGCAUUGUCAAGCCAUAUGCUAUUGAGCAUUUGAGAUGUGAUGUGUAUCAUUUUCACCAUGACAUCAUCAUCACCGAGUCAUGGCUUAGGCCAGAUCACCCUGAUGGCGGCGUGGAGGAGGUUGUCAUCUAUUUGAAGUCAUCCAUUUCAUCUCAAAUUCACAUCGUUUUGCCUCAUGCUGUCAAUGAUGCACUGGAAACCCUUUGUCUUAAGUGCGUUAUUGACAGUGAACCAUACUUUAUCUGCGCCAUCUAUCAUUCCCCAAAUCCAUUAUACGAAGUCUUCUCCUUGAUGGGUUACAUCGAUGAACUCUCCAACACUGCGUUGGUGAGCAACUCAAAAAUUAUCAUUGUGAUGGCUUUAAUCAACUCGACCAUAAUUCCUUUCUUCAAACAGGUUUACAUCUUAUAUUCUGGGGUCCCACCCACGAAGCCCAUUCAUCAAAUAUCUACUUCGCCAAUAAAUAAAUUCAUGAAAUCAGGUCUCAUCCUCAAAGCUGCAGCGAUCACCAAAUACAUCAAAACACUCAUCAUCAACUUCAGCUCAAAAACCUUCACUAACAGUCAAAACCUUGACAAAGUAUAUGGGAUUAAUGUAAACCAAGUUAACAAGAUCAGAGGCUCUGAUAAAUCAUUCAACACGUCAACCUUACCGCAAAUUGAUGCCAGCACACUCAACACCCACCUUGCUUCCACGUUUUCAAACAUUUCACGCCCUCAAAACACUCUAUCAUAUGAUCUCAGAGGCAUCAAAUUAUUCGACUUCCCCGAAUCACUUAUCAUCUCAAACAUCAAAUAUGCAAACUCCCUCCUGGCUGAAUGCAGACAGUCUGCCACUUUUGUACUCUCCCUUAUUGUUUGUGACUUUCCCGCUGGACAGGAAAUAGUCAUCCGCUGCGUAUGUCUAGUUUUUGAGGUUCAAUCUCUGAAUCUUACCAGCAACUAA
Molecule: messenger RNA, 1428 nt
Organism: Helobdella robusta
Lineage: Eukaryota; Metazoa; Annelida; Clitellata; Rhynchobdellida; Glossiphoniidae
Exons: 10
Coding region: 1-1428 (475 amino acids)
Source: RefSeq, a predicted model, not a curated record